AUGAACCUAGAAGUAGAACCACUGGAGAAGAAGAGAAAGACGAAGAAUCCAUUGCCACCACCUUCUCCUCCGUCGUUUUCUUUACUUCCAGAUGAGAUCACCGUGGACUGUUUAGCCCGAAUCUCGAGGUCAUAUUACCCGACACUCUCAACCGUUUCCAAAAGCUUCCGGUCACUUCUCUCUUCCUCCGAGCUCAUCGCAGCUCGAUCCCACCUCGGAAGCACCGAGAUGUGUGUCUAUGUCUGUCUAGCUGAUCGCAGUCGUCAACAUCCUCAGUGGUUUAGACUGUGGAUAAACCCUAAUAGAACCCUACCCAACUCCGUGACCAAGAAGAAGAAGACAAUCGGACAGUUGUUGGUUCCGCUUCCGGAUACAAACCUUCCUUCACCGCCAAGUCUCACCACCGUAGCUGUUGGUUCAGAAAUUUAUGCAAUUGGCGGACCAGUCGGCGGAGCACCGUCCUCUGCCGUGCAGGUCCUCGAUUGUCGCAGUCACACUUGGCGCGAUGCUCCCAGCAUGAAUUUAGCCCGGAAAGAUGCAUUGAGCUGUGUCUACGAUGGGAAAAUCUAUGUUUUUGGAGGGUGCGAAUUCAAAGACGAACCAUGGGGUGAGGUAUUCGACACAAAGACUCAGACUUGGGAACGGCUCCCUGAUCCGGGUUAUGAGGUAAGUAAGUUUAGGGUUAAAAGAAUCAGAGAGGUCGAAGGAAAGAUUUUCUAUGGUAGAUUUGAAGAAAAGAAUGCUUACGACACAAAGCAAGGUAAAUGGGAAUACGGUAAACCCUUGGUUCCAAAGGCUCCUAGGUCAGACGUACACUUGUUAAGACGCAAUAAAUUUGCCUUUAGCAUGCACGGGUACUUGUUGUAUGAAGUUGAGGGUGGUGACUGGAAAAAACUGAAAGGGUUAGAUUCACUAGAAGAUAAAUACAGGAGGAAUGGUGGUUGCUUUGGUUCAAUCCCUAGAAUAGUUAGUUGUGGUGGGGAACUCUUUUUUAUUUGGGAAGGAGGGUGUACUUGUAGGAAGAAGAUUUGGUGCGCAGGAAUCGUGCUUGAAGAGCGUUAUGGAGGUGAGAUGUGGGGAAACGUUGAGUGGGUUGAUGUUGUGCAUACCGUCCCAACAGAAUGUCGGCUCUUGCGCUGUCACGCCGUAUUGGUUUGA
This is a messenger RNA of Microthlaspi erraticum, 1158 nucleotides long. Lineage: Eukaryota; Viridiplantae; Streptophyta; Magnoliopsida; Brassicales; Brassicaceae. The record is from the annotation of a GenBank genome assembly.